Manduca sexta (tobacco hornworm) is the source of this 2106-nucleotide messenger RNA. RefSeq names its product cilia- and flagella-associated protein 157. Gene Ontology annotation, molecular function: microtubule binding. The record is from RefSeq and is a predicted model, not a curated record. The transcript has a single exon. Gene Ontology annotation, cellular component: ciliary basal body; cilium. Bases 92 to 1987 code for a protein of 631 amino acids. NCBI's taxonomy places the organism in Eukaryota, Metazoa, Arthropoda, Insecta, Lepidoptera, Sphingidae.
CGUAGCGACCGUUUCAAUGUUUUGUCAAUAUUCGCGGCAUUCUAUCACAUUACACUUUUUGUAUCAGGCGUUUUCUUUUAUAUUGUAAACCAUGGCACCAAAAAAAGACAAAGGGAAGGAAGAGACCCCAAAAACAGGAGGCGGGGGAGGUGGAGGAUUUACGGAGGUCGAAAAAACAUUCCUUGAGCUUCAAGUGACGGAGUGUAACAGAAAGAUUGCGAGGCUGAGAUCGGCGGUCGAUGAAUACGAGCUUAGGAAUGAAGAACUUCAGAAGGCCUAUGAUAAACUCGACGAAGAUAGGGCCGAUAUUAUCGCGUACCUCAAAAAGACGCUUAAUUUAAAGAAUGAAGAAAACAACGAGUUGAAAGAUAAGGUCAAAGGUCUCGAAGAAACAAGGGAGAUCGAAACCGCUCAGUUUAAGGAAACAGUUAACGAAUUAGAACGAAACUUUACUAUCAUGAAAGAUCAGCUUACAUCAGAAAAUAAAUUGUUGGCUGGAAAACUGAAUACAUUGGAAGAAUUCAGAGCUAUAAGAGACGAUUUGAUGCGCAAAUUCGAGAAACAGGAGCAAGCCUUUAAAGAUCAAGAAAUGAAGUACAAGAGAGUAAUUUACGAUGCGGAAAAGAAAUUUGUUAUUGGAAAAGAUAAGUUAAAGAAGGAAAUGGAAGCAAGAUUAUUACAAUUGGCUCAAGAUUUUCAAGAUGCUACUGAAUUAAGAAUCGCAGCAUCCACACACAGAGUUAUAAGAGAAAACAUUGCUAUUAAUAAUGAACUCGAUAACAUUCUAUUCACGCAAGCAAAAUUGGCUGAACAAAAUGAGAAAAAUAAAGAAAGCGAGAGAGCAGCUCGCAUAGCUAUGGAGUUGGCAGAAGAAGAAAGAGACAAAGCUAUCAAUAAAAAUGUUGUCCAAUUAAAAGUUAUUGACCAGCUUACAACCGCUUUCCAAGAAAUAAAAAAAGAGAAAGCCCAAUUUGAAAAGAGAAAUUUUGAUUUUGACUCAUUGCAAGCUAAAAUACAAAAACUAACGAAGGAAAAUGAAAAUUUAUGUUUACAAGUACGUAUUCUAGAGCAAAAUCUGCAUGCUAAGAUGAGCGAACAAAAUAAAUCAGCUGUCGAAAUAUCGAAAGCGGCUAGGGAAGGAGGCAAAUUAAAGAAAAUAUUAAAAGAGGCUGCUUUUGCUAUACAAGCCGCCUUGAAACUAGAUCAGUGGGCAAGAACCGACCCUACUAGAGAGAUUAUGGAUCGUCAAGUUUUGCUCUCACGUUUGUUGGAUAUUAUUACUCAAUACCGAGAUAUAGAAAAAGCAGAGUCUAUGGAAACCCUGGCUUCGAUGACCAAAGUCUAUGAAGAAGGUGAUCUUGGCUUCAUACCCAAACCUGUUGCUAAGAAAUCUGCGGUGUCUGCUGCUCUAUCUGUGAUUUCAAGAGAAUCUACUAAGGUUGAUAGAGGUAGUAUAAGUCCUGCGACUAUUUCGUCAUCGACUCUUGGUAGUAUUAAGACUAUUCCCAGCGUGAAAUUGGUACCACCAUCCUCUGAACCCCAGCUUCCUCCAAAAGAGAGUGUACAAUCAUUUGUGACCUCAACAAAAUCUUCUGAAAGUGAGAGUGAUGAGGAAGCAGAUGAGACAGAGGGCAUGACGGAUAUAGAAAAGCAGUUAGCUGCAAGUAAAUUAGAGAUUCAAAAGUCUAUAAUGAAAGACCUAGCUUACUCCCAGAUGGCUCUACAGUCUCAGAAUAGAUUUAGUGAGGAACAAAAGAAGAGAAGUUCGAAAUCGGUAGUGAUACUCGAAACUAUAGAAGGUGAAGGUGGUGAAGAAGCAAAGGAGGGCGAAUCGAAAGAAAAGACUGAAGGGGAGACAACGGAGGGUGAAGCAUCAGCCGUCGAAGACGAAGAAAAAAAAGAUGAAAGCGAAGCGAAGUCAGAAAGCGAAGGAAAACCAGAAGAAACAGAAGACAAGCCUGGAGCAGAAGAGACUAAAGCCGAAUAGUAUUUUUAUAUGAUUAGAUUUAUAAAUAUUACUUUGAAUAAUAAUAUGGGUUUGUAUUUUCGUAUUUAAUGUACCUAAUUCGUAAUACUUUAAUAAAUGAACCAUGCGUGUGCAAUAAA